AUUCUUAGUGUUUAUUAUUUCAAAAUAAAGUUGAAUGUAUCGUGAAGAUUUCUUCUAUUUUCGUCUACUAUGGAGUUCUAUUUAUCUGUACACUUCCACACCCAUAGGUAUUAGGUGUCAGUUUCCGACAGUUUGUGCAAAUAAUCUAACUACUCGUCUACCAGCUAUCUGUUGUCCAACACCUCCAAAUGCAUCUCUUCCUUGUGGUGGUCCAGGAAGAGGUUUAUGUCAAGACAUCAAUGCUUUUCCUGAAGAUCUUGAUCUUAUUCCGUUAAACGGCAAAUUUCUUCUGGAUGAUCGUUUGGCAUGGCCUACUCGGUUCUUUGAAGCAGCUUGUGCUUGUCAGGGAAAUUUUCAAGGUUAUGCAUGUCAUCGCUGUAAAGAUGGUUGGACUGGUGUCAGUUGCCGUACACGUAAAUCUGUACGUGUACGCCGUAAUGUAUUACAAAUGACUUUACUAGAACAAAGAGCAUUUCGUGAUCGAAUUAUUUUAGCUAAACGCACACCAAUGACUGAAUGGUUAGUCAUAAAUAUCAGUGAUAGUUCGAAUGGUGAUCCAGUGGAGCAAGAUAAUUUACAGCUUAUCCAAGCACCAUCUAUUUAUGAUUAUUUUGUAUUUAUACACCUGUAUGCAUCUAGAAGUAGUCUGAUUGUUGAUGAUACAAAUGGUCCACGGUGUAGUCCAAAUGAACAUAUACUAGAUUUUGCACACAAAGGACCUGCAUUCAUCACUUGGCAUAGAGCAUAUCUUUUAUUAUGGGAGAGUGAACUUGCUCGUUUGGGUAUUGCUGUUGGUGAUUCUACAGUUCAAAGAGAUGGAGAUGAUUUCACAUUGCCAUACUGGGAUUGGACUUCAGCCGAAGGUUGUCCAAUAUGUACAAAUGAUUUAGUUGGCGCACCUGACUUACAAUCAAAUACAGGCGGUUUAGAUCCCACCAGUGUGUUUUCUAACUGGAUCACAUAUUGUCCUCAGCGACCUGGAAUAAAUGACUGUCAUGUUUGUGAUCCAGGUGUAACGUGGUCAAGUAAUCCUAAUCAUCCAAUGGCAGGUGGUCCUUUAUGGCGGAUAAGAAGUGGGACGAAAUAUACUUCAACAUUUUCUCGUUUACCAGACCAGAAUGAUGUUCUACGAACCCUGGAAACACCAGAUUACGACGUAUGGCCAUAUAGAAUCACUUCUGGAAGGCGUAGUUUUCGUGAUGUACUUGAAGGAUUCACUGAUCCCAAAAUUCCAUUCAAUGCUACUGACCCUAAAGACAAUCAAAAUGUUCUAAGCACAGUUGCAGUAACCACGAACUGGACGAAUAUCACAUUUCCGUCUAAUAGAACAAGUAUAACUGAUAUUCCAGUUUACAUGCACAAUCUGGUUCACAGUUAUUUCAACGGGUCAUGGUUCGAUGUUUCAACUAGUCCAAAUGAUCCAUUGUUUAUAUUACACCAUACAUUUGUUGAUAAACUAUUUGAAUUAUGGUUCAGAAAAUAUCGACCAAGUCCUAGUCAAUACCCAAGAAGAGGAUGUCCACCAGGUCACAGUGCAUAUUCUCCAAUCGUUCCACUUUUCCCAGUCAUCGAAAAUAUAGCCUAUUUUGUAGACUCAAGAAGUCUUGGUUACGAUUACGAUGAUUAUAAAGCAGGCAGUACAAUAAUAGUCCCAGCUGAACUCGCUACUAUCAACUUGGCAUCGGUCAAUGACAACUCAUUAAUAUGGGAUGCAACUGUAAUAGGUACAGCUGUUUUAGCCGUUAUCUUAUUCUCAACACUGAUAUUAAUAACCGUAUUGGGUAUAGCUUAUUUCAGAACGAAGCGUUUGUACUAUUCACCAGUUGAUAAUAUAGAAGAGCCUCAAAUUUCAGUCGCUAACAACUGGAGAAGAGCUCCACGUUACUUAAUAUACAAUGAAAACUAUCAGCAACCUCCUCUAUAUGGUCAACACGAAAAAACUCACCUGUUGGAUAACAUUGCUUAAUAAUCAAGAUGUGCAGUAACUGUUAUUAUCUCUCAGGUAACGAGUUUAUCGGAAGAAGAAUCAAAAGUUUUAGUCAAUGGGUCUUAGCAACAAUUAUUUUAAUAAACCCUAUUCUGUUUCGUUUAUUGCUUGUUCACAUUUGUAAAGGGACUCAAUGAUUUUUAGAAAUUCAGAUUGAGCUUUUAACUAGUGAAAAUGCACAUAUUUCACAUUUUUAAUUUGAAGCUAGCUGUUAGACAUCGGUUUUAUUCCCUUCUGAAUGUUUUAUAUUUAAAUCUGAUCAUUCUUAUCCUGAUAAAAUGAAAUGGCCUAUGA
Molecule: messenger RNA, 2281 nt
Organism: Heterobilharzia americana
Lineage: Eukaryota; Metazoa; Platyhelminthes; Trematoda; Strigeidida; Schistosomatidae
Source: the annotation of a GenBank genome assembly